GCCCGCGCUGCCUCACACCGGCUCCAACAUAUAAAGGCUGUCAGCGGCUCCUCUGGCCACAAGCUUCACAACCAGCACGGUUUUCUUCUUUGGGGGGUUGUAAUAAGAGACACUUUCUUCACAAAGGUUCAUAUCAUCACAUAGGAGAGUGCUAUAUAUACGGGGAGAACAAUAGACUGUGUUCUUUUUUUCUUGAUAAUAUCCUGAGAUUUGCUUUCUGCUGCCCUGACUUAAAGCAGAGUACCUCUGUGGCCUAUCUGUGUCCUUUGGCCCCAAAAUGACAGUAAUUGCUGCAAUCAGUUGUACUCUCUUAUUUUCCAUUCUCUGUGAAACAAGUGCAUUAGUGUUACCCAACUCCACUGACCUAUUCCUGUCAGACAAUAAUUUCACUGACAUCAAGACGGCUUUGGCAGCUCAUCUGGACUCUGCAAAAAUUCCCAAAGCCAGGCGGAAGCGCUACAUUUCACAGAAUGACAUGAUUGCCAUUCUUGAUUAUCAUAAUCAAGUCAGAGGCAAAGUCUUCCCACCUGCUUCCAACAUGGAAUAUAUGGUUUGGGAUGAAACUCUUGCCAAAUCUGCUGAGGCUUGGGCUGCUACAUGCAUUUGGGACCAUGGACCUUCCUAUCUUCUGAGAUUUUUGGGCCAGAACCUGUCUGUAAGAACUGGAAGGUAUCGAUCUAUUCUCCAGCUGGUAAAGCCUUGGUAUGAUGAGGUGAAGGAUUAUGCUUUCCCUUAUCCUCAAGACUGCAACCCUAGGUGCCCGAUGCGAUGUUACGGACCCAUGUGCACCCAUUACACACAGAUGGUUUGGGCCACUUCCAAUCGUAUAGGCUGCGCAAUCCACACAUGCCACAAUAUGAACGUCUGGGGAUCUGUUUGGCGGCGAGCUGUUUACUUGGUAUGCAACUAUGCCCCAAAGGGGAAUUGGAUUGGAGAAGCACCCUAUAAAGUAGGAGUUCCAUGUUCAACUUGUCCUCCAAGCUAUGGAGGUUCUUGUAUUGACAAUCUUUGUUUCCCAGGAGUAACAUCAAACUACUUAUACUGGUUUAAAUAAGUUAAGGUUAACAUUAUUUUAAAGAAUACCCACAGAUGAGUAACAAGAACCUUGUGUAUUGAAUUUUGCACAUAUUAUAUAUAGAGAGAUAUUGUAAUAAUACUCUGAUAUUUUCUUUUUGUAUGCUUUUGUAUAAUUAGCUUUCAAAGUACAGUAUAAUUCGGUUUUAACACUUUGGGAUUUAAGGCUUGCAUUAUCCCUUUUAGAUUAACAUUUUGUUAAAGGAGAGCAAACUCAUUUUAAUCUUAGCAAGUGUAGCUUCCUGAAGAUUAGAUUGUAUUAAAAGCACAUCAGAAAGUAGAAUAUUACUUCUUUUAAAAAAUAAUAGCUCUAGAAAGAGAAGGGUCAUUGUUUAAUACUGUGCUUUAAAAAUGGAGUGUGACAUGCAAAGCAACAAAUUGUCCUCGCACUCCUGAUGGUUCCUCCUGUUUACACCUGUGCUUUCACCUGCAAUGUCAAUGGGACACUGAGCAGAGGAAAACAUAUGUGCAAGAGAAACUGCAGGAUAUUACCUACCUCAUGCACAGCAUCAGUUCAUUUAUGGUGUUUCAAGAGUUCAGCACAUGGCUGCUGCUAUCACAUGUCUGUGUGCAGACAGGAAUAUUAAAGGAAUGAGGAACCACACUGACUAAGAUGCAGUGGCUGUUAACUCACAUGCCUAAAGUCUCACCUAGAUAGACUGCUACAUCACUUCAAAAAUACUGGUAUAACAGUGCAGCUUGACUCUACCUUCCUGUAUUUCUGAACACAGCCAUAGUUCUAUAAUGGUGCUUUGCAGGAUUAUAUUUAUUCUUUUACAGGAA
Molecule: messenger RNA, 1857 nt
Organism: Cyanistes caeruleus (blue tit)
Lineage: Eukaryota; Metazoa; Chordata; Aves; Passeriformes; Paridae
Gene: PI15
Product: peptidase inhibitor 15
Cellular component (GO): extracellular region
Source: RefSeq, a predicted model, not a curated record